AUGGUGUAUAAAUUAGUUUUCCGCCGCCGUCUUGUAGAGUUGAGCAAGUGCAUAUGUGAAAGAUAUCCCACCCAAACCGCCGGCAAUCGCCACUUGGCACUUGUCGAACGCCUAAAAGCAUUAAACAUCCCGUUGAACGGCUCACUAUCCUUCUUCAAUGAUGGAUGGAACUAUCUCACCGACAACCCAGACCGAGACUUUGAGCAACUCACUUCCACCGGUCCGUAUGCAGGGACAUUGGGAUCUUUUACGACUGGCGUACGCUUCCGCACGCGUGAUUCGAAGCGUGUUGUUGAUACGGCUAGGUACUUUGCGGCUGGGCUUUUUGGGAUUAGUAGCGACUGGAAUGAGAAUGAUAUUGCCGAGGUGGAUGUUAUCCCUGAAUCGGUGGAUCGUGGUAGCGACACGCUGACACCGGGAGAUACAUGUUUGCGCUACAUUGAGGAUACGGAAUUUGGUCACGACUAUGGCAGGAAUAUGCUUACGCGGUUUCAGAAUGUGUAUAUCCCGCCUAUUGCGCGUCGCCUAGUGGACGAAGAAGGGGAUCAAGCAGUUGGGGGAUUCACCGAUCUUGAAGUCUAUAGCAUGCAGGAAAUGUCGACUAUUUUUUUUUUCCAUUUAUCCGAAAUGACUACCCUUUUUGCGAUGACCGACGAGGAGUAUGCCGAACUCCUAGAAUACGAGGUAGUCACCGGGGAGGCCCCCCAGUACUAUAUCGAUCCUCGGCGCCUCGGUGACUACCUCGACCUCACGAAUAUCGAUCUCAACAAAAUCGCCGAGUCAGAAUACCCAGUGGAGCAGGAUGAUAGCCACGAGUCAGUCCGGGCAGGCUCAGUCCGCAUCAAAUCCGAGCCCCUUAGUGAAGAGGGAAUCACGGCCGCCCGGACUGACUCAGUGGAAGUCAAGGAGGAGGAGUUGAGUGAGGAUGGAGUGGGAGAAGUGGAAUGGGUGGAUGUACUGCCCCCGAUGGCAAAGAGUUCAGAAAUAAAGCAAGAGAUUCAGAGAGACAGGGAGAGCGAGUACAUUCCGACACCGCCGAGAGCGACAACACCACCAGCAACAACGCCCUGGACGAUUGCAGAAGGGAGCUUCGCCUACUACCCCCCGAGCCCGCCCACCACGGAGCCAAUGGAUGAGGAUGAAGACGAGUACGAAGAGGAGACCGUGUUCAGCAACGCGGCCAGAGACCUCCAAUGCCGAAUCCUCCACAUCGACAAGGAUCAUCGUGCAGAAAUAGAUGACAUAGAGAUGCCGGAUGCGGAGGAGGAGACUGAGGAGGUCGACACCGACACGGAGAUGGAUGGAUUGGAGGAGACUGCCGAAGAAAAGACACCAAUGGAUUGCACGCCUGACCGCAUGUCCCUGGAAAGGGCUUUACUGCAUCCAGAUACCACAUCCAAGCUCAAGACAGCACGGUGUCGGCGGUCUCCCGUGUACCGACGCAAUCCAUCGAAUGGCAGCUUGUCGUCCAUCGGAUCCUCUUCCAGUCGUUGCUCUCCUAGGUGUACCCAGAGCCAGAAGAAAGACGAGUUUCGGGAAACAUUGCAUAAAAUCCGCGAGUUCAGCGUCGAUAGGGUUGCGGUGCAGGCUAGCCCAUUCGGCCGCCGCACCCGUUCCCCCAGCGAUUUUGUUGAUCGGAACUAUCCAUACAAGUCUUCUCCCACACCUGUCAAAACACACCAAGCUGUCAAACGCCGCCACAAAGUCGGCAAAACCCGUUGGUUUCAGCGCAUCGACACUCUUGUGAAUGCAGCAGCGUGCAUUUCUGCCCUUGAUCCCGUCUAUUUUCCUGUUGUUCGAUUUGAGGCCUCUGCUGUGGUGGAGCUAGCUUCCUGA
Messenger RNA from Talaromyces amestolkiae, 1836 nucleotides. RefSeq lists its product as uncharacterized. NCBI's taxonomy places the organism in Eukaryota, Fungi, Ascomycota, Eurotiomycetes, Eurotiales, Trichocomaceae. The record is from RefSeq and is a predicted model, not a curated record. The coding region runs from base 1 to 1836 and encodes 611 amino acids. The transcript is spliced from 6 exons.